Molecule: messenger RNA, 636 nt
Organism: Naegleria lovaniensis
Lineage: Eukaryota; Heterolobosea; Eutetramitea; Acrasida; Naegleriidae
Exons: 2
Coding region: 1-636 (211 amino acids)
Molecular function (GO): lipid binding
Source: RefSeq, a predicted model, not a curated record
AUGAAUAAGCAAGAAAUCAAACAAAAGUGGGAAAAGGCUCUCGCUCUCACCAAAACCUACACCACAGACAAAUUCAAAUUCUAUGGUAACAAUGAAAAAGUAACGAUCAGCUCAGCUGAAGCUUCCGAAGGUACAGUUGUGAAGGGAGAAAUUAUUGUUGAAAAUUGCAAGGCAAGAGAGUACAUGAAUGUUGUUUGCUCAACCGAUAUGCCAACAAGACUCAAGCUGGAUCCAAAGACAAAGGCCUUUUCUGAGUUGGAAACUUUUGAAGACGAAGAUGGACGUUGGUCUAUUAGAUACUAUCUUGUUGCUUCUCCAAGCAUGAUGGUGAGCGAUCGAGAUUUUCUCUAUUGUGAACGUGAAUUCCAAGAAGGUAACAAGCUCGUCUUGUUAACUACCAGUGUUGAUGGUUCUUAUACAUGUGAUAAGGCAUCAGGAGUCCGUGGAACCAACAUCUUCACUCUGUACGAGCUUGUUGAAUUGGAGAAUGGAGAUUUGAAAGUCACUUUCAUGGGUCAAGCCAAUCCUAAUGGAUGGAUCCCAACUGCUGUGUCCAAUCAAGUCGUUUAUGAACGUCCUUUGGUUAUUUCUGCUGCUGCCAAGAUUUUGAACAAGAAUACCAAGAGUGUACAAUAA